CUGGAACCAGAACCGCGAACGCAACCGCCACCACCGCUCCCACCGCCAUCGCCAUCCCCUCCUCCCACUAAAACAUCGACAAAUACCGCAAAAGAACACGCCCACCUCCCAACAACCCACACAGCCCAGAACGCCCUCCUCCUACAAUGGCGCCGUCAAGGCAUCUCCUACAAGACAAUCCGCACGCGUCUUAACCUCACUGAAGCGGAGAGCACUCUCCGUGGCCGAAUGCGCACACUGACGAAACCAAAAUGUGAGCGACUGCGCCGGCCACCAUGGCUACAGGAGGAUGUGAAUUUUCUAAUCAGGGCUGUAGAAGGGGAAAGGGGAGACGGGAAGGGAGGGAUCAAGUGGAAGAGGGUCAGCGAGGAAAUUUUGAGGCUUGGGGGGAGCUACAGAUUCGGACCUAGCACCUGCAAGAAACGGUACCUGGCGUUGGUGGGGGAGGGGGUUGCAUGCGGGUUGGACGGAGCGGAGGCAGGGAAUUUAGUGAGGCGAAGGAGGAGGAGGAAGGACGGCGGUUGUGCUGAGAGGAGUUGCAAAGGAGGGGGAAGGGGUGGUUAGGAGAUUGAUGGGAAGGCAGUAAAGAUAUUGAGUGAGGGGGAAUGCAUUUCAUGUUCUUAGCAAUUGGUAGUCAUAAUCUUUCCAACUCCCAC
Messenger RNA from Tuber aestivum (summer truffle), 656 nucleotides. Lineage: Eukaryota; Fungi; Ascomycota; Pezizomycetes; Pezizales; Tuberaceae. The record is from the annotation of a GenBank genome assembly.